GGCGCGGUGCAAAUGUUUUGAACUCAUUACCUCUCUGACAGUCAUUGACGAAACUCGGCACCUCUUUCACACAUUAGACGACACCUGUGUCAUCUCUGCUAGGGAAGGGAACUCUCGAUGAAGAUGAUGAAAAAUAUACAACAGGUUUUACGGUCACUGAUGUUGCUGGCCCGUCGGGGGAGGGAACGGCUAAAAAGGUCCUUAGUCGUAGAUGGAGGGGGACUACUUGUCCUGUUGUGGGCCACGCCCGGCCAGCCACCCAGCGGCCAGGUGGUCAACUGCACAGUUGCAGCUGCAGGACCCUGGUGCUCAGGAGUCCCAGUGGAAGAAGUCCAACAAGAGUUCUGUCAGAGACUGGACCCCUCUGCCUCCCCCUGCCCUGCCCCUGACCCAGAGGAACUGUGUGCUUUCACCGAAAUCUACGGCCCUCUCCACUUCCUUCUCUCCCUCCAGAACAGUGAGGUGAACCUGGACAGGUGUAAGGUGCGGUCACACACAGAGGGCUUCUUGCACAAACUGAGCCUGACCAACGCAGGGGUGAAAAUUCACCUCAAAUUGGAAUUGGAAGGAGAAACAUACCAGCGAAUCUUUAGUGGAAAGGCAGAGAGACUUGCCCUGAAGGACCAGACUGUGAUCAUGGACGUUACUUCUUCUAUCAUGCAGUCAGCAUUACUCCGAUGCCUCUUGUCAUCGUAUAGGCCUCCCAUGUCAGUGGGAGCAGGCCCGUGGUGCCAGCGAGGCCAUCCUGUAUUAGGAGGUGGGUUGCCUCUACUUAUCCCGCCUGAGGCCAUGGAGAGAGGCCUGUAUGGGGAGUUGAACCUCCUACUAGUCACAGUUCUCACCCCAUGUGUGUUGCAAUACCCCAACCUGGCAACCAGAGUCACACGCAUGCAGGUGCUGCUGUACAGCCCCAGUAACCUUCCCCUGCUGGGGCCCUCAGCCUUCCUACAGCAGCUGCCUGCCUGUCUGGCCCUGGAGGGGCUGACCUGUACCCCAACACACUCCACCACCUCAGAUCCCCUCUGCAGUGACACUGUGUACAGUAUAGACAGAGCACAGUGUCAGGAAACUGAGCCAGAAUGGAUCCCCGCUGUGGAUCAGACCCUCUCUCUGUUCCUGUUCCUCCAGCACAGUGACCCCUUCCACUCCCAGCUCUCUGACUUCAUGGCCAGUGAGGAGCUGUUAGAGCUCCACCUGGAGGAUGUGUUGAGGUACAACAGGGAGGCGGUGACAGCAGCCCUGAACACACUGCUGCAGAGCACACUGAAAGACCAGCAGCAGAGAGACAAGGCUCAGGAGAAGAUGUGCUCUGCCCUGGGGGUGAUGCUGAGAUCUAUAUGCUGUGUGGUGAGCAGCAGCACCAACAUGGAGUUCAGAGCUGCCUGUCUGGACCGCAUGAUGGUGCAGGACACCUAUGAGCUGUCAGCCUCUCUCCAUGAGUCUCUACAGAGAGUCACAGCUGGCUGUGUAGUGCCUAGUCGCAGGUGUUACUGGGGACAGGCAGACACACUCACCGGCAGCAGACCUUCCAAGAACUAUGCAAGUGGGAAUGAAAUCUGAACAUGCUGACAUUUUCGUUCUCUUGUGUCAUAACAGUCAAUUUAUUGUAUUUGUUGUGAUAUUUAUAAUAAUAAAAAAUAAUAUACCAUUUAGCAGACGCUUUUAUCCAAAGCGACUUACAGUCAU
Molecule: messenger RNA, 1686 nt
Organism: Coregonus clupeaformis (lake whitefish)
Lineage: Eukaryota; Metazoa; Chordata; Actinopteri; Salmoniformes; Salmonidae
Gene: top6bl
Product: DUF4554 domain-containing protein
Exons: 13
Coding region: 118-1560 (480 amino acids)
Biological process (GO): meiotic DNA double-strand break formation
Source: RefSeq, a predicted model, not a curated record